GGCCUAUAUAGGUUAAAUUACUAGACUGUUUGAUCACAUAGGCACAUAUGUGCAGAAAACGUAGGCGUAUUUGAAAAAGCUGUGGAAUGUUGUGAUUGUUUCUGGUGACAAUGAACAAUCGUGUUCACUCGGAAUGCUCGGAUACGUCACCUCGUGCCAAUGGGGGCAACUCCAUCCCAAUGAGAAGAAAACGUGAAGCUACCCACAGGGAAAGGACCUCUGGCGAUGGUCCGGCGACAGAGGAUCGGGCUGUUAGUUCAGAUGUGGGUGAGAACAGCGUUGUAACUAUUAGACAUCAAGCAAAUGUGAAGAUGAAGCAACAAGUUGGCUUGGUUGGCGGCGUAGCCUUCAUAGUGGGCACAAUGAUUGGAUCUGGAAUAUUCAUUUCUCCAAAGAGCGUUCUGAGUGGGACAGGUUCCGUGGCCGCCUCUCUUCUUGUCUGGACUGGCUGUGGAGUUAUCGCCCUUUGUGGGGCCCUAUGUUUCGCCGAGCUAGGGACGAUGAUUCAUAAGUCCGGUGGAGAAUUCUCUUACCUCAAGGAGUCCCUGGGCCCGGUGCCCGCCUUCAUCAGCGUGUGGACCGGCAUAAUCAUGUCCAAGACGUCCUCUCAGGCCAUCAUCGCCCUGAGCUUUGCCCAGUAUGUCCUCACCCCUGUGUUUGACGCGUGCGGCCCGCCUCAACUGCUGCUCAAACUGGUGGCUGCAACCGUUAUUUGUAAGUGUUGCACAUGUCACUUGAACUGGUGGCCGCAAUCGUUGCUAAAUUGGCGUUUUUUCCUGAGCAGUUCUUAUUGGGUCAUUGCAGUGACUGUUGCAAUUGUGAACUGCUAUAGCGCAAAACUAGCGGCUCGGGUUCAAGUUGUGUUCAUGUUAAUAAAAGUCAUCGCUCUUAUUGUCAUCAUCGUCGGAGGGAUUGUAAAACUUGCACAAGGAAACACAGGCUACAUCGCCACGGGCUUCGAAGAUUCCGAAACUAAUCCUUCCGUGAUAGCUUUGGCUUUUUAUGGCGGGCUCUGGGCCUUUGAUGGAUGGAAUUCCUUAAACUAUCUCACUGAAGAACUGGUCAACCCAAACGUGAACCUGCCUCGUGCCAUUUGGAUUGCUCUGCCUCUCGUCAUGGUCAUCUACCUUCUUACAAACAUUUCUUAUUUGACGGUGUUGUCAAAGGACAUCUUACUAGCCUCACCGGCUGUCGCUGUGAGCUGGGGUGACCGAGUACUCGGGUCUGUGUCUACUGUCAUUCCACUGGCUGUGGCUUGUUCCACGUUUGGUGCUCUCAAUGGCUCCUGUUUCACCGGGGGGAGGUUGUUUUAUGUGGCGGCACGGGCGGGGCAUUUCCCCAGCAUACUCUCCUAUGUCCACGUGCACCAGUUAACACCGUGGUGUUCGCUUAUAUUCACAACAGUGAUCUCGCUGAUACUGAUCUUACCUGGGAACAUCAGCAGACUGAUCAACUUCUUCAGCUUCACAGCCUGGAUGAUUAACGGUGCUACUUUCCUGGGGCUAAUCGUGAUGAGGUUCACACGGAAAGACUGGGCCAGGCCAUACAAGGUUCCUGUUGUGAUACCAGCUGUACUUGUUCUUAUCUCUGGGUACCUCGUUGUGGCUCCCAUCGUUCAAGACCCUCAGAUCGAGUUCCUCUACGCAGCCUUAAUUAUCUUUUGCGGACUGAUUUUAUACGUGCCGUUUGUUCACUUCAAGCUCAAACUCGGCUGCAUGGAUUCUCUUAUUACGAGGGCUCAGUUGUUUCUGCAGGUGGCACCGAGUAAAUUUGAACCCUAAAAUCAGUGGCUUUGUCUUAUAAAAUGUAUUAUGGAUUUUAAAGCUAGUGGCUGGUCGGAUAAACUGUUGAUUAGGUUGGCCCUUGAAAACCUUGGAACGAGUCGCUCAUGAAGGAUGAUAACGUUGGUUUUGAUAAACGUGGAACAUGUGGCUUUGUGUGUACUGUAAUUUUAUGUGACCGAUCCCACAAAGCCAUGUCUGACUUAGGUCAGCUUUUAAAACUCCUUCACAGUGCUUACUUUUUGGUACUAAAGUUGAAAAUUGGACACAUUUGUCUUAAGAUAAUAUUGAUGAGGUGGCCAAAAUUUGGUUUCUAAUGCUGAAAAAAUAAGCUUUAAUAUCGUAAUUUCAAAUUUUGACUCGAGUCAGAAGUUGUUUGUAGAAUCGGCAUUUGGAUCCUGGGCUACAGAUGUAAGCUUUAAGCGCUUUCCUUUUAUUUUUUGAUAUGCUUUGUCAUACGCCUUAAUAAUCUUGCAAUGUGCGGUUUGUUAUUUAAACUAAUACUUUCAUAUAACGCACUUUAUUGUUUUUUUUCUGCUUUUUAAUCACUUUAAGCAUUUACAUGAAGAAUGUUAGAAUUACAUGUUAGAAUAAAACCCUAACAGCAAUAAACUGACAAGAGGUCGCAUUUCACCGGUCAGGUGUGAUCAUUUACCAGAUAUCACACUGUCGUCGCUGUUCUGAUUUUAAUUUCUAUGCAGUACCUCUUUAAUAGGGGGUUUUAGAGUUCGAACUAUUUUGUCGUUGAAGGUAAAUAUAGUCCUACUCUAUCACGUGAUUGUGGAAAAUGUUAGGCAACUUAUUCAUAGUUUUGCAGUGAUGUCAUAGCUGCUCUGAGCCAAUCAUCAGCAAGCUCUUUGGUAACGUGACUGCUGGAGGGGCCUCCGUGGCGGAGGCGAUUAAGCACGUUAGCGCGGCGCAGUGACCCAGGAGCCUCUCACCAAUGUGGUGACUGUUAGUUCAAGUCCAGUAUGAUCCCAUCCCCGGCCCUAUGUGGGAAUGUCUUCCAGCAACCAGCAACGGUCGUGGGUUUCCUCCUGGUUCUGCCCGGUUUCCUCGUACAGGAGUUGAAAACACACUGGAAUUUAGCCAGAAGGCAUAGGCAUUGAAGAUGAUUUAAGCAUGAAAAAUGAAACAUAUAAUUUUAGGUAAGAAAUUGUUUUUGUAACCAGAAUGUGUCUAGCCUUCAGACAUGACAGUUUCAAUGCCCUGUGGUACUCUAAACUUUAGGAAUCUGCAAAAAUC
Liolophura sinensis is the source of this 3026-nucleotide messenger RNA. RefSeq names its product b(0,+)-type amino acid transporter 1-like. Gene Ontology annotation, molecular function: L-amino acid transmembrane transporter activity. Gene Ontology annotation, cellular component: membrane. The record is from RefSeq and is a predicted model, not a curated record. The transcript is spliced from 13 exons. Lineage: Eukaryota; Metazoa; Mollusca; Polyplacophora; Chitonida; Chitonidae. The coding region runs from base 111 to 1781 and encodes 556 amino acids. Gene Ontology annotation, biological process: amino acid transmembrane transport.